CAGACACCCACCCUGCUGUGCCUGCAGCUGGUUAAACCCUGCUGUUAGGCCUCUUCCUGUGAGGAGCUAAGCUCAGCUCAGUCAUGAAGCGGCAGUUGGAGCUAGCGGCAUUGGGCCUGGGCAUUACAGGCUGGCUGUGCGCCAUCCUCACCCGCUGCCUGCCCCUGUGGAAAGUCAGCGGCACUCUGGACAACUCCACAGCCACGCUGCCAGCAUACUGGGAUGGGGUGUGGCUGGAAUGGGACCACUGGGACCUCAACCAUGACGGUAGCCUCCACUGCUCCUUCUACCAGUCUUUGUUAUCCCUCUCUGGAAACUUCCAAACAUGGAGAAGCUUGAUCAUGGCUUCUAUAGGUGCUGGAGCUUUUGCUGUGGUCAUCAGUAUCAUUGGAGAGGUGUGGUUUCCAAAGAGGAAUCAGGUGAAAGUUGUCUCCGGUGUGGUGUUUGUGCUGUCUGGAAUAGUGCUGCUUGUCCCUGUCGCUUGGACCUGCCACCACACUAAUGAGCCACUGGAGGGCGCUGUGGUGCUGAGGAGAGACUGGGGAGCUGCUCUGUAUAUAGGAUGGAUCUCCUUCUCUCUGACGGUAGUAGGGGGAGGGUUUCUCAGUACUAGAUGCCUAAUGUUCCAGCAGCAGGAUGAGUCAGAAAGAGGGAGUUACCCUCCAGGUUAUCCUGUGGCAGAGCAAGAGCCAACCAACCCCCUGGAUACUAUCCACAGGACUGCUUUUAGACACAGCCAGUAUGCUCGGGCAACAACACGGCCUUCAUGAGAAGAUGCGAUCACUUGAGUGAGGAACCUUCCACCUAUGAAUUAUUAUUCUGUGAAAUUCUACCUAAAUUGCAUGUGUACUAGGUAUGAAUGGAUUUCUAGGUACUAUAGACAAUGUUAGAAGUCAUUCUUCUACUGCAAUGAAGCACUUUGAAAGAUGUUGAAGAAUUUAUAAUAGGGGUAAAGGAGUAGCACUACCCAUGGAGAGUUAAUUGCGCUUUCAACUGUAAUAAUUGGGUCUAAAAUGUUGUCAACUUGCUUAAUUUUUGUAUUGGUGGUGAGGGUUAAGCAUCUAAGUGUUACAUUGCCUUCAGAAAGUAUUCACACCCCUUGACUUUUUCCACAAUUUGUUGUGUUACAGCCUGAAUGAAACAAUUAUUACAUUUAGAUUUUGUGUCACUGGCCUACACACAAUGCCCCAUAUGUCAAAGUGGAAUUCAGUUUUUUAUAAAUUGAUAAGAAAUGAAAAGCUGAAACGUUUUGAGUCAAUACGUAUUCAACCUGUGUUACGGCCUAAAUAUGUUCAGAAGUACACAUUUGGUUAACAAGUCACAUGAGCUGCAUGGACUAGUGUUUAACAUGAUUUUUGAAUAACCACCUCAUCUCUGUACCCCACACAUCUCUGCACCAAUUAUUUGUAAGGGCCCUCAGUCGAGCAGUGAAUUUCAAACACAGAUUCAACCACCAAGACAAGGGAGGUUUUCCAAUGCCUAGCAAUGAAGGGCACCUAUUGGUAAAUGGCAAAAAAAUAAAGCAGACACUGAAUAUCUCUUUGAGAAUGGUGAAGUUAUGAAUUACAAUUUGGAUGGUGUAUCAAUACACACAGUCACUACAAAGAUACAGGCAUCCUUCAUAACUCAGAUUCCGUAGAGGAAAGAAACCGCUCAGGGAUUUCACGAGGGCAAUGGUGACUUUAAAACAAUUACAGUUUAAUGGCUGUGAUAGGAGAACUGCGGAUGGAUCAACAACAACUGAGGAUGGAUCAACAACAUUGUAGUUACUCCACAAUACUAACCUAAAUGACCAAGUGAAAAGAAGGAAGCCUGUACAGAAUACAAAAUAUUCCAAAACAUGCAUCCUGAUUGCAAUAAGGCACUAAAGUAAAACUGCAAAUGUAUCAAAGAAAUUAACGUUUUGUCCUGAAUUACAGCAAAUCCAACACAACACAUCACUGAGUACCACUCUUCAUAAUUUUCAAUCAUGAUGGUGGCUGCAUCAUGUUAUGGGUAUGUUUCUCAACGGCAAGGACUAGAAGUUUUUUAGGAUAAAAAGAAACGGAACAGAGCUAAGCACAGGCAAAAUCCUAGAGGAGAACCUGGUUCAGUCUGCUUUCCAACAGACACUGGGAGACAAUUUCCCCGUUCAACAGGAUAAUAACCUAAAAUACAAACCAAGUAUACUGUACACUGGAGUUGUUUGCCAAGACGAUAUGGAAUGUUUCUGAGUGGCCUAGUUACAGUUUUGACUUACAGUACCAGUCAAAGGUUUGGACACACCUACUCAUUCAAGGGUUUUUCUUUAUUUUCUACAUUGUAGAAUAAUAGUAAAGACAUCGAAACUAUGAAAUAACACAUGAAAUCACAUAGUAACCAAAAAAGUGUUAAACAAAUCAAAAUAUAUUUGAAAAUUCUUCAAAGUAGCCACCCUUUGUCUUGAUGACAGCUUUGCACACACUUGGCAUUCUCUCAACCAGCUUCAUGACGUCACCUGGAAUGCAUUUAAAUUAACAGGUGUGCCUUUUUAAAGGUUAAUUUGUGGAAUUAAUGCGUUUGAGCCAAUCAGUUGUGUUGUGACAAGGUAGGGUUGGUAUACAGAAGAUAGCUCUACUUGGCAAAAGACCAAGUUCAUGUUACAGAGUUUAAUGGCAACUCAAAUAAGCAAAGAGAAAUAACAGUCUAUCAUUAAUUUAAGACAUGAAGGUCAGUCAAUCCGAAAUGUUUCUUGAAUGUUGAAAGUUUCUUCCAAGUGCAGUCGCAAAAACCAUCAAGUGCUAUGAUGAAACUGUCUCUCAUGAGGACCGCCACAGGAAAGGAAGACCCAGAGUUACAUCUGCUGCAGAGGACAAGUUCAUUAGUUUCCAGCCUCGGAAAUCUGCAAUUAACUGCACCACAGAUUGCAGCCCAAAUAAAUACGUCAGAGUUCAAGUAACAGACACAUCUCAACAUUCAACAGUUCAGAGGAGACUGUGUGAGCCAGGCCUUCAUGGUCGAAUUGCUGCAAAGAACCACCUCUAAAGGACACCAAUAAGAAGACGAGACUUGCUUGGGCCAAGAAACAUGAGCAAUGGACAUUAGACCUGUGGAAAUCUGUCCUUUGGUCUGAUGAGUCCAAAUUGGAGAGUUUUGGUUCCAACCGCUGUGUCAUUGUGAGACGUAGAGUAGAUGAACAGAUGAUCUCCGCAUGUGUGGUUCCCACCGUGAAGUAUGGAGGAGGUGUGAUGGUGCUUUGCUGGUGACACUGUGAUUUAUUUAGAAUUCAAGGCACACUUAACCAGCAUGGCUACCACAGCAUUUUGCAGCAAUACGCCAUCCCAUCUGGUUUGCGCAUAGUGGGAUAAUCAUUUGUUUUUCAACAGGACAAUGACCCAAAACACACCUCCAGGCUGUAUAAGGGCCAUUUGACCGAGAAGGACAGUGACGGAGUGAUAUAUCAGAUGACCUGGCCUCCACAAUCACCUGACCUCAACCCAAUCGAGAUGGUUUGGGAUGAGUUGGACCGCAGUGAAAGAAAAGCAUAUGUGGGAACUCCUUCAAGACUGUUGGAAAAAUCAGUCCUUAUGAAACUGGUUGAGAGAAUUCCAAGAGUGUGCAAAGAUGUCAUGUCAAAGUGUGGCUACUUUGAAGAAUCUCAAAUAUAAAAUAUAUUUUGAUUUAACACUUUUUGGCUUACUACAUGAUUCCAUGUGUUAUUUCAUAGUUUCUGUUUUCAUUGUUAUUCUACAAUGUAGAAAAUAGUACAAAUAAAGUUAAACUCUUGAAUGAGUAGGUGUGUCCAAACUUUUGACCGGUACUGUAAAUCAGCUUGAAAAUCUAUGGCAAGACUUGAAAAUGGCUGUCUAGCAAUGAUUAACAACCAGCUUGACAGAGCAUGUAGAACUUUUUCAAUAAUAAAUGUGCAAAUAUUGUAUAAUCCAGGUGUGCUAAGCUCUUUGAGACUUAUCAAGACUCACAGCUGUAAUCGCUGCCAAAGGUGAUUCUAACAUGUAUUGACUCAGGGGUGUGAAUACUUACAUAAAUUACAUAUUUCUUUAUUUAAUUUUCAAUAAAUUUGCUAACAUUUAUAAAAACAUGUCUUCACUUUGUCAUUAUGGGGUAAUGUGUGUAGAUGGGUGAGAAAAACAAUCUACAAAAUGUGGAAUAAGUCAAAGGGUAUGAAUACUUUUGAAGGCACUGUACAAUUUCUGCACGAGUAAUGUCAGUAAUAAAUUCUUGAUAUUGCCCCUUUACCUGCAUAAACUUGGCAUAGGGCUAUUGAUUCAGUUUUUGGAGAGACAAUGCUAUAGUAAUCACAAAAAUGAAUAAAAACAAUGAAAUUAUAA
Oncorhynchus kisutch (coho salmon) is the source of this 4307-nucleotide messenger RNA. Its product is annotated as claudin-4. Gene Ontology annotation, cellular component: bicellular tight junction; membrane. Gene Ontology annotation, molecular function: structural molecule activity. The coding region runs from base 84 to 770 and encodes 228 amino acids. Lineage: Eukaryota; Metazoa; Chordata; Actinopteri; Salmoniformes; Salmonidae. The transcript has a single exon. The record is from RefSeq and is a predicted model, not a curated record.